CUCAACCGGCUCGACUCGCUAGAGAUCGCCGGUUAACACGCUUAUUCGUAUUUAUGCACUAAUAAUCCCAUACACAUGCGAUAAAAGUUGGAAAUCGAAGAGAGUCUUCGGGGCUCUAAACAUCGUCACUGCUAGUUAGGCAAACAGAUACCCCGAGUUAAUUAGACCAUUGAACGACAUCAUGGCAUCCUCCUAUGCCCUACCGCAACCUCCUUUACCGCAUAACCACGGCCAUUCUCACUCUCACUCUCAUUCCCAUUCUCCCUCGUCCUUCGGCCACUCGAGAUCGACUCGUUCCUUGCAGACCUACCCUCAGGGCCAAGGACUCAGAGCCGACUUCAACCAUAGCCAUAGCCACGACCAUGACCAUGAUCAUGACCACGAGCAUGACCACGAGCAUGACCACGACCAUAAUCAUAGUCACGACCAUCUCGACCAUCUCGACCAUCUCGACCCUAAUGCUCAAGUACAGGUCCAGCAAAAUAUAACACAGUAUCGAGCGAACUCGUUUGUGCCACUACAAAGACGAGAAAACCGGCCGUCACCCCUGAGACAGAAUGCUGAGGAACUGCCUAGUCCACAGAAGAAUGACGUGAUGGACGCGCCAAAGACCCCAAGCUAUAGAGCACCUACUGCCACUGUUAUACACGACCAUGCCCAUGGUGGUGGUCAUGAAGCAACUUACUCAAAAUUUACGGCUUUGUUGCUUCCCUUUACCUCGAAGUGGCCCUUGAUCCACGCCAUCAUGACAGAGAAAGAUUCGCGGCGAAUUUUCUAUUUUAUGGGGGUUAAUUUCACGUUCAUGGGCGUCCAGGCCGUUUAUGGGUAUCUGACCGACUCCCUGGGACUCCUUAGCGAUAGUAUACACAUGUUUUUCGACUGUGUGGCUUUGGCAGUGGGACUUUUUGCGUCGGUUAUGAGUAAAUGGCCGCCUAGCGAGAGGUUUCCCUACGGUUUCGGGAAGAUCGAGACACUGAGCGGGUUUGCAAACGGAGUCUUUUUGAUACUCAUUAGUCUCGAAAUCAUGUUCGAAGGAUUUGAGAGACUACUAGAGGGCCGAGAAACCAAGAGACUUCGAGAGCUCUUCAUUGUUAGUACCUUGGGACUGGUGGUCAAUCUGUUAGGCAUCUUUGCCUUCGGUUCUCAUGGUCAUAGCCAUGGCCAUUCGCACGAUCAUGGUCAUUCUCAUGGCCAUAGCCAUAGCCAUAGUCAUGGCAAAGAUCAUGAUCACGACUGUAAAUCGCACCACGAGCACGAUCACGGCCACAAACACAACCAUAGUCACGGUCACGGUCAUGGACAUGCUCAUUCUCAUAGCCACGAGAACGAAAAUAUGCACGGAAUCUAUUUGCAUAUUCUCGCAGACACUCUUGGAAGUGCCUCGGUGAUCAUAUCGACAGUUCUGACCUACCUCAUUCCAUGGUCUGGCUGGGAUCCUCUAGCGUCCUUCUUAAUUGCGUACUUGAUCCUCAUCACGGCGAUACCCCUGGUAAAAUCAUCAGCCCAGCGCUUACUACUAACAAUCCCAGCGGAUACCGAGUACAAUCUUCGAAAUGCGCUGUCUGAGAUCACAAGUCAGCGAGGCGUUGCCUCGUAUUCUGUACCGAAAUUUUGGGUGGAUGACGGUGUAAGCAGCGAGUCGGGAGGUAGGCUCUUGGGGGUGAUUCACGUGGCCGCAGUUCGAGGUGCAGACUUGGAGGAUGUUCGAGAUAGGGUUCAGAGCUACCUUAGCAAACACGGGAUUGACCUAACGAUACAGAUGGAGAGAGAAGGGGAUACGACAUGUUGGUGCGGGAUGGGUCGGGUCAAUGCUAUAACAUCUAAGGGGCUAUGUGGGUAUUGAGGCGCUGUAACAAUUGGUACUAGGGGCGUUCUAUCUUGCUUGAGCUACCCAUGAACUGGGGUAAGUGCGGAGUAUUGUGGGCAAGCUUGUUCCCUUUCCCCGGAGUUGCGCAUUGCGGCGUUC
Messenger RNA from Daldinia loculata, 1966 nucleotides. RefSeq names its product cation efflux protein. Gene Ontology annotation, cellular component: Golgi apparatus; membrane. The transcript has 3 exons. The record is from RefSeq and is a predicted model, not a curated record. Gene Ontology annotation, biological process: transmembrane transport; zinc ion transport; intracellular zinc ion homeostasis. Bases 182 to 1843 code for a protein of 553 amino acids. Gene Ontology annotation, molecular function: zinc ion transmembrane transporter activity. NCBI's taxonomy places the organism in Eukaryota, Fungi, Ascomycota, Sordariomycetes, Xylariales, Hypoxylaceae.